Molecule: messenger RNA, 1896 nt
Organism: Naegleria lovaniensis
Lineage: Eukaryota; Heterolobosea; Eutetramitea; Acrasida; Naegleriidae
Exons: 3
Coding region: 1-1896 (631 amino acids)
Source: RefSeq, a predicted model, not a curated record
AUGGGUUGUUCCUCACAUCAACAACAACAAAAGGGAUGUCAUUCCGGCAAAACGCUUGCUUUGAUCCUUUUCUCUUUGAUAUUAUUGAUACUCUUUGGAUGUACAUUCAGUACGAGUUCGACCGUAAAAUACAUCAUCACAACUGUUGCCGGUAAAGGUGGUUCUGUUUUUGGUUGUGCAGACGGAACUCUUGCAUUGGAAUGUGGCAUGAAACCUUUUGAUGUCUUUGUCACUGCGACAAACGAAAUUUAUUAUUCUGAAUAUGCAGCUAAAAGAAUUAUGAAAAUUGGACAAGAUGGAAGGGUUACAACGAUUGCAGGUGGAGGCAAUUCUACUGCGGAUAAUAUUCCAGCAGUGCAGUCAGUGAUAGCUUGGACAAUGGGAGUGACUGUUCAUCCCACCACAAAUGAUGUUUAUUUUACAGAUGUUUUUGGACACAAAAUUCGUAAAGUGUCAGGUACAACUGGAAUUAUAACAACCUUUGCAGGAACAGGAGGUGAAAGCUCAUCUGGUGAUGGAGGCCCUGCCAUAAAUGCAACUAUGAAUAGACCUUUCAUGCUUUAUCUUAAUCACACCACGAUGGAGAUGUUUGUUGCAGAGGCUAAUUCUCAAAGGAUUAGAAAAAUUUUUGCAAAUGGAACCAUAACAACAAUUGCUGGAAAUGGUAACUUUGCAAGGGGUACGGAGGGAGGGUUGGCUAUUACAUCUUCAAUGAAAACACCUUCUUGUGUACGAGAGGCUCCAAAUGGAGAUGUUUUUUAUAUGGAAAUUAAUGACAGCGUUCUUAGAAGAAUUAAUAAGCAAACUGGAAUUCUUUCAACAGUUGCUGGAACUUUUUCUAUUGGAUACAAUGGAGAUGGAAUUCCAGCAAGACAAGCAUCUCUUUCUUCUCCAUAUGGCUUCGUCAUUACUGACAAUGGAGAUAUUUACAUUGCAGAUAUGGGAAAUAGUAGAAUUAGAUACAUUGAUGCAAAAAGUGGAAAUAUUUCUACAAUUGCAGGCAUAUCUGUUAGCGGAUUUAGUGGUGAUGGAGGCAUAGCUACUGAUGCCUCAAUAGAUAGACCAAGUUCUUUAUUUCGCUUGCCAAGUGGGCACAUUUAUAUCGCAGAUUUUGCAAACAACAGAAUUCGUUUGUUGACCCCAACAUGUGACGAAGGAUUUGUGUAUAUUUCUCAAAAUCAUUCAUGCAUUCCAUUGGAGUGUUUUGGAAUUAACUAUAAUGAUACAAAUGUUUGUUCUUCGCAUGGAAAGUGUAUAGGGAUCGACAGGUGCACUUGUCAUGAAGAUUCCAUAUUUUAUCAAGAUUGUUCCUUACUCUUUGUAAAUUCUCAAAAUAUGUUAAUGACCUUCUCUGACAUAGUUUUGCAAGCUCCAAUUAAUAGUGUCAAUAUACAAGUUAGAUUUAAUCAUUCACGCUUUUUGGAUUUCUAUAAUGGAAGAGAAAUUACUGUGAAGGUUGAAAUUAUUUUAAAUGGGCAAACAAUUACUGUCAAAAAUCAAGGAAUUAAUUUAGCCAAUUCAACUGUGACAAAUCUGUUAGUUACAUUACCAACAACAAUUUCUCAACCAGGAAAUAUCAGUGCGUUUAUUGAAUUAUGGGAUGUUAGAACCACGAUGAAAAUUUCGAAUCGAACUCAAUCAUUGAAUUCUUCACAAGUUGUAAUUAACAAUGGACCUCCAAUAGCUGUUUCAUCCCCAAGCAAUAACAAUAAUAAUCCUCCAAUUGAUACUGUUGCUAUUGCAGUUGGAAUUAGUGUUCCAUUUGGAAUUUUAUUGAUUAUUUUUAUGAUAAUAUUGAUAAUUUUAAUUGCUAUCCUUGUGUUGAAGAAGAAGAAAGCCAAGAGCAGUUCUACUCAGCAUGCAGCCACAGUAAACGAUAUGGAAAUGAGGGAAUGA